Molecule: messenger RNA, 2283 nt
Organism: Closterium sp. Yama58-4
Lineage: Eukaryota; Viridiplantae; Streptophyta; Zygnematophyceae; Desmidiales; Closteriaceae
Source: the annotation of a GenBank genome assembly
AUGCGACGGAACGCGAGCGACAGUUGCUUCGUUCGCCAGCAGCAGCAAAACGUGGAGAACACGACAUCAGCGACCAAGGGUUCCUGCUCUCGUCUGAUGGGUCGCUGCAGCAGCAACAGCUGCAUCCACGCUAUGAAGAAAAACGGCUCCAAUUCGUUACUAUCCGAGGCCGCUUCUACUCCUCAACGGACCCCGUUAUCAUCACUCACUAUGUUCCUUAAACGAAAGAGCGCCGUACGGCCUUCUGCAGUUGCCGAGCCUGUCUCCGAGCUUACCGCCGAGCCUGUCUCAUCCGCGUCCAAUUCGGAGAAGGCGAAGGCCGGAGUGGGCGAGAAAGACAAGGCGAAGGUGUUUCGCGCGGCUGUAUUCCCCGUCGCUGUGAUCGAAACCGACGAGGAGGAAAACGAACCUUCCGACGACGGGUCAUCACUAUCGAGCGUGACUAAAUCGGAAAGAGUGGGUGGUUUUCUCUCUACAAGCACCCCCGAGGACGCGCAGCAACCCCUGACCGCACCAGUCGCAGCAAAAGCACAGCAGACAAAAUUGACCCCAGCAGCAUGCGCGAAGCUUCCACCACCCGUUCCUUCCGGCAAGCAACCCGCCAGUCAGCCGGUCGACAUCAAGCAGCCGGCGACGGCCGUCCGUAACCGUCAGCAGAACCGUCCAAUCUUCCAGCGGCCGGUUCUGGACACGAUUCCGUCUGCACAGGAGCUGGAAAGCGGCGAGCUGCCGUUCUCUCUCUCUCUCACCAACAACCCAGUAACCUCCCCUCCGACUGUUACCACUCCCGGCGGUUCGUCAUUCUCCUCGUUCAUCCUCUCUCUGGUGACGCCACGUGGCAGCCAGAGACCUGCGUCGUCUGCUACCGCUUCGUCACAAUCCGCCGCAUCUUCCGUGUACUCGCUUUCUGAUUCCGAUGUGGAUUCGGACUCUGACGAGGAGAGAGAGGAAGAGGAGACGGGGAAAGGUGAAGGGGGAGAGGAGGACGGGAGCUGGAGCAAGCUGGCAUCUGUUGGCAAGUCCGUGAGUUUCGAAGGGAGGAAGACGGGGGUUCAGAGCGGUGGAGCUGGGUUCUGGAACCGGAAGAGGUGGCUGUCGUUCUCCCCUCGCUCCGCGUCCGCUGCUCGGGCGUGUGCGCGGGCUGUUGCUGCUGCGGACGUUGGUAAUGGUGAUGGUGAUGGUCGUGGGGCCAAGUGUGUCAAGUCCACGCCGUCCUCUUCAUACACGUCACCUUCGAAGCGUUUCUUGACGAGCCCUGACGCAGCUUCGGAAUCCGGUUCGGCAAGCUCUGUUCCUGCUGGAGCUCCGGGAGGAGGUUCGGAUGCAGGUUCGGGAGGGACAUUCGGUGGUGGUUUGGGAACGGGCGGCAGGAUCAAAUCUGGAGCGAGGAUGGGGAUGCUAUCCAGAAGCAUGUCGGAACGACUGCCGCCACUCACUCCGCUGGCCACUGUGCUGGACUGCGACAUGCCGCUGACGUGGACUGCCAGCCUGGACCCGGAUUUGUGGGCGGUUCCGGAGCACGGGGCCCAUGGGGGUGGCGGAACUACGGGCGAGAAGUCAUGGCAUCAGGAAAAGGACAAGGACAGCAAGUUGGCGGCCCGCCGCCCAUUCAGCAUUGAGUUGCCGGCCAGGAGCACCAGGGUCGAUUUGGCAGGGGAUGCUGUGGUGUCGCCGCCAGCUGUCACGCCGCGAUUGCCCGAGCUGACGGAGGAGUCGUUUCUGCUGUCGGAGGCGACGCGUGCAGCGGUGUUCAAGCACCUGCCUGCCACUGUCAGCAGCCGCAAAUGGGUGCUACUCUACAGCACGGUGAAGCAUGGCAUAUCACUUCUCACGCUCUACCGCAGGGCAUCCAUGCUUCCCGGCCCCUGCCUCCUGGUGGUAUCAGACAGCGCAGGCACAAUCUUCGGCGCCUUCUCCUCCCCAUCCGCGCUCACCCCAUCGGACCGCCGCAAGUACCAGGGCAGCAACCACUGCUUCGUCUUCUCCGACAUCUCGGGCUCCCCCACGGUGCAUGCUGCGACUGGUCGCAACCACUACUACGUGCUACCCACACAUGAGUGCCUCGCCUUUGGUGGAGGCGGGAGAUUCGCGCUUCGCCUGGAAGAAGACCUGCUGUCAGGAUCCAGUGGCGAGUGUGACACCUUCGCCAGCCCGUGCCUGGCGGGGAAAGAGGACUUUUGUGUCAAACACGUUGAGCUGUGGGGGUUCGCCCAUUUGUCGCGCUACACGCCAGCCAGAGCAGCAUGGAAGGAGCCAGAGAUGCGCCACAGCUUCCACGCCUAG